AUGAAGGAAUCUAAACAAACUCAGACACCUAUAGAAGAUUUAGCAGAAUUGAGAAGCUACUUUGCGAGUCAUAACGUAGUACGAGAAUAUAUAGCCCAUAGCUCCAAGGUCCACUCUGUUGGCUGGUCUUGCGAUGGUAGGAAGUUAGCAUCGGGUUCAUUCGACAAAAGUGUCGCUAUUUUCAAUCUGGAGAGGAAUAGAUUGGUGCAAGACUUUAUAUUUAAAGGACACACCGGCUCAGUGGACCAACUCUGUUGGCAUGCAUCACAUCCGGAUUUAUUGAGUACAGCCAGUGGGGAUAAAUCAGUGAGGAUAUGGGAUACAAGGUCACACAAAUGUGCCGCAGCAAUUUCAACCAAAGGCGAGAACAUAAACAUAGCCUGGUCGCCCAGCGGGGCCACUAUAGCGGUGGGGAACAAGGAGGAUCUUGUGUCUUUUAUCGACACUCGGAACUACAAAGUGGUAGUCGAAGAGCAAUUCAAUUUUGAAGUAAACGAAAUCUCGUGGAACAGCUCGUCUGAUCUUUUCUUCUUGACAAAUGGUUUGGGAUGUGUGCAUAUACUUACAUAUCCUGGCUUAGAUUUACAAACGGUGCUAAAGGCUCACCCCGGCACAUGUAUAUGUAUAGAGCACGACCCCACUGGGAGAUACUUCGCUACAGGGUCCGCUGACGCUCUCGUUUCACUGUGGGAUGUGAAUGAAUUGGCCUGUUUGAGAGUUUUCUCCAGACUGGACUGGCCCGUACGGACCUUAUCGUUCAGUUUUGAUGGAAGGCUAUUGGCCUCGGCAAGUGAGGAUCACAUCAUCGAUAUUGGUGACACUGAGACAGGUGAAAAAGUAGCAGAGAUACCAGUACAAGCGGCAACAUUCACAGUAGCGUGGCAUCCAUCAAGAUAUUUAGUGGCGUUCGCUUGUGAAGAUAAAGAGCCCCCGGAAAGGAAACGGGACGCCGGCAACCUCAAGUUGUGGGGACUUAGUAGUAGUUAGUUGGUGAAUAAUGAACAAGUUAAACAUUUAUAAAUGGAUAGUGAAGUGAUUUGUGUUUUAUGUGCGCCUCGUAUAUAAUAUGAUUGUGGUAAUUUAUUUUUAACCAACAUCCAAAAAAGGAGGAGGUGUUCAAUUCGAUUGAAUUUUUUACGUAUGUUAACUCAGUACUUUUGCUUGGGUGAUGAUUUUUUUCAUCGAAAGGUCAUUAUGUGAUUCCAUUAAAUUUAAUUGAGAUCUGAAAAGUA
Molecule: messenger RNA, 1232 nt
Organism: Melitaea cinxia (Glanville fritillary)
Lineage: Eukaryota; Metazoa; Arthropoda; Insecta; Lepidoptera; Nymphalidae
Gene: tex
Product: THO complex subunit 3
Exons: 7
Coding region: 1-987 (328 amino acids)
Biological process (GO): mRNA export from nucleus
Cellular component (GO): THO complex part of transcription export complex
Molecular function (GO): protein binding
Source: RefSeq, a predicted model, not a curated record